AUGAGCGACGCGUCGUGGAGCGCCCUGCCGCUUCUCAAGGCCACGAAAGACAUUCCAGACUUGCUUGUCAAGGCCAUCUUUACCCAAGACAGCUAUCAUGUGUCGCUAACAGACAUGAACGGCCAUUUCUGGUCGCAGUCCAAAGACCGCAAGGGUGUCCGACGCGAGAGUAUGGAGCAAGAGACUGCUAUCGAUGCAUGCGAGAGCUUGACCAAUCUGCGCCAGCUCCUCGAAAAGCUCGAGGGUGCGCUCAACGGUGCGGACGGGUGCACAUGCAAAGUUGCCAGAGAUGGAGAAUCCCUCUCCUUGCAAGUCCAAGUCUCUCUGCCCAGACCCUUGGGCGUGCUGAGUUACGUCUUCCAGCUUGAAUCUAAGCACCAGGACUUCUACACCCAGAUGGUGCUUCCCUUGGUCCUGACGGCGCAUCAUCAACAGCAAGACACUGCAGACCUUGUUGAUCGUCUCAGCCAUAAAGACCACAUCAUCGAAGUGCUCUUGUCGCGUAUGAAGGCUACAGGCAUAGAUAUAUCGGCCGUGUUUCCUGCUGCCAAGAAAGGUGAUCUGAAGCAGGCGGGAAAGCAGGUGAGAGGUUUAGAUCCAUUCGACCAGCGCACAUGGGAGAAGUCUCGAGCUGUGCAGCGGGGAGUGCAUACGUCGAUAACCAGUAUGCUGAGGGAUCUCUCGCCUCGACUAGAUUCAGCCUCGGAGCAAAUCAGAGCUCAAGAAGCCCUGGGAUUGUGGGAGGUCAGACACAGUGUGAUACCUGGUAGUUCUGCAGAAUCAAAGACAGAAGUCGAGAUUUCCAGUUCUCCGGUGCCGGAGCAGGAGCAGGAGCAGGCUGAGACAGGCGAUGAUGAAUUUCAGAGACAAGCGACUCCACCGGCCUUGAAACAAGUUCAUUCUAGAUCAUCACCUGACGCUCUAAGAUCACCUCGCACGUCGAAUGCUGUAGUAGCCAGGCCGGCCGCCGACGACGACGAAACUACAGACGAUGAAGAUGACGACCUUGAUGUUCCUACGAGCUCGAACAUCACCAAGCCAAAGUGUCCAACACCCGAGCCUGAGCCAGUCGUCCCAGCCGUGAGGCCGAAAGGCAAGCUAGGCAUGAUUGGCAAACGCAAGCCGUCACCGGCUAUGGACGUGGCUCUCCCUGAGCAAGAAGACACGGCCACGCUGCAACCUCAAUCCGAAGCCAUGGAUAUCAAAAAUGACGAGCCAGCGACGAAAGUCAUAGAAUCGUCCGAGUCGGCCACAUCAGCAGCGCCGAAAAAGGGGAAGCUGGGCGUUAUCGGAGGCAGAAAGAAAGUCGCGACUAACGGGCCUGCUCACAGUCGUGAGAUCCCAGACGACAGUAUGGACAUUGAUGUGAAGGGUAAGUCAAGCGUGACAGCGACUAGGGUAAAGCGUGAGGCCACCAGUCCGACGAGACACAGCGCCGCUCCGCAGUCAUCGCAGGAGAAGGCAGAUGAGAAAAGGGCCGAACUCAAACGUCAACUGGAGGAGGCCAAGAACAAGGCACCAGCGAAGAAGAAACGAAGAUUCUAA
Pseudovirgaria hyperparasitica is the source of this 1545-nucleotide messenger RNA. RefSeq names its product XLF-domain-containing protein. Gene Ontology annotation, molecular function: DNA end binding. Lineage: Eukaryota; Fungi; Ascomycota; Dothideomycetes; Acrospermales; Acrospermaceae. The record is from RefSeq and is a predicted model, not a curated record. The coding region runs from base 1 to 1545 and encodes 514 amino acids. The transcript has 2 exons. Gene Ontology annotation, cellular component: DNA ligase IV complex; nucleus. Gene Ontology annotation, biological process: double-strand break repair via nonhomologous end joining.